Messenger RNA from Linum tenue, 697 nucleotides. The record is from the annotation of a GenBank genome assembly. NCBI's taxonomy places the organism in Eukaryota, Viridiplantae, Streptophyta, Magnoliopsida, Malpighiales, Linaceae.
UAUCCCUGGGAAUCAGUUUGCAGACAAUAAAUCAAGAGCACAAUGCAAAAACUGUCCCAAGCUUUAUGUGGCUGGUAAAGGAGUUUGAUUCUUUUGGAGAAAACCAGUUCUUGGGCGAUAAAACACAACUCGAUGAAUAUUUAGAUGAUAAGAGGCUCAAGCGCAAACAACAAUUGGACGUGCUUCUCUGGUGGAAGAAUAAUGAAUCUCGGUUUCCAGAGCUUGCUCACUUGGCCAGAGAUGUUUUGAGCAUUCCAAUCACAACCGUAGCAUCGGAGACGGCUUUCAGUAUGGGAGGGAGAGUGUUAAACAGCUGGCGAAGCUCUCUUUUGCCCGAGAACGCCGAAGCUUUGAUAACCACACGCAAUUGGUUAUAUGGGUUUCCAAGUGAUGAUCCUGAUGGUGGACUUGAGGUGAAGAUUUCAAAGGCUGUUGGAACAUCCUCUAUGGCGGCUGAUUUUACUCCUAUUUCAGAUGAAUGAUUGACAUUUUGAUAACCUUCAUUCUUAGAACUGUUCAGCUCUCUAGAAAGACAAACACUGAGAUCGUUUCACAAUUUGGUUCCUUCCUAUGUUUUGGGAUCCAAGUAGAGAAGCAUUAAGAAAUGAAUGUGUGAGAUUUUCUUGUUCUAAUAAGAAUAUGUGACUGAAGUUGUGGAGGCAGAAUGACCAGGGGAAAACAUGUCUAUUUAGCUGGG